UUGCAUUUCAGCAUUGUCAAGAAUUGUAUAUGUGCCGGUUAAUCUUUUAGAUAAAUGAUAAAACCUUAAAUCUCAAUAACUUUUAACAGAAUUGCAGUAAUCAUAAGCAACUAGUGUUAAAUUUUUAUUAUUAAGCUUUAGAAUGGCGAACGAUCCUGAAAGGUUUGAUUCGAUGCUGCUUGCAAUGGCACAGCAACAUGAAGGUGGAGUGAAAGACCUGUUAGCCACAAUUGUUGGAUUUUUAGCAAGAAAAACAGACUUCUUUACUGGUGGAAAACAAGGUGAAUGGGAAAAGGUGGUAAAAGAUGUGUUCUAUGAACAAGCAAAAAAAGCACAAGAUGAGGCAGAUAAGGCCAAGAAAGAAAGAGAGGAUGCUGAAAAAAGGUUGAAGGAUAUACAACAGAGGAAAGAACAAGAAAGACUGGCUCGAGAUUUUGAACCUGCUACUGUUACUGAAAUCACUGACCAGGAGGCCGAACAAAUGCAAGAGGAUAUUGAAAAAGAUAAAAAGAGCAAGACUGACUCUGGAGAUGGGGAAGGAUCAAGCAAUGAUCAAGCGCAGGCUGACAAUGCAUCAGAAGAGGAAGACGAUCCUAAAGAAAAAGGGAAACUCAAGCCGAAUGCUGGAAAUGGGUGUGACCUUGAGAAUUACAGAUGGACACAGACAUUAGAGGAGGUAGAGUUGCGAGUGCCGUUGCGCCAGGUGCUGAGGCCGCGAGACCUCAACGUGACAAUCAGCAAGCGACACCUGACGGUGGGUGUGAAGGGUCAACCCCCCAUCAUCGACGGAGACCUCGACGCAGACGUCAAGGUGGAGGAGUCGACGUGGGUGCUGCAAGACGGACGUAAUCUACUCGUCAACCUGGAGAAGGUUAACAAAAUGAACUGGUGGGGCCGCCUUGUAACAACGGACCCGGAAAUAUCUACGCGGAAAAUUAACCCAGAACCAUCAAAGCUAUCGGACCUCGAUGGUGAGACUCGCGGAUUGGUCGAGAAGAUGAUGUACGACCAGAGACAGAAGGAAAUGGGCCUGCCCACCAGCGACGAACAGAAGAAGCAAGAUGUACUUAAGAAAUUCAUGGAGCAACAUCCUGAAAUGGACUUCUCUAAAUGUAAAUUUAACUAAUUACGCGUAUGUCGUAUGGCGGACAACAUUCUCAUUCAAAUGAUUGUCGUAUGAAGACCAGAUAUUUUUUACUUACACUUGAUUUUAAAUGUGGCAUAUAAUGUAGGAUUACUGCAUUUCCUGUAUGCUUCUAUUAGCACUAUUAUGUACCUGCCUUGAAGGCGUGUGUGCCUGUAUAAAAUAAACGUUAAUUUAAAAUUA
Papilio machaon (common yellow swallowtail) is the source of this 1327-nucleotide messenger RNA. RefSeq names its product nuclear migration protein nudC (gene nudC). Gene Ontology annotation, cellular component: cytoplasm. The transcript has 8 exons. Bases 143 to 1126 code for a protein of 327 amino acids. The record is from RefSeq and is a predicted model, not a curated record. Lineage: Eukaryota; Metazoa; Arthropoda; Insecta; Lepidoptera; Papilionidae. Gene Ontology annotation, biological process: protein folding.